UUCCAGCCCCGUACGCCCUAUACAGCGCCCAACGCGGAGGCAGCCACCAAACCAGUAUCGACAAGACGUCAAAACCCUAGACCGGCGACGCGUUCCCCUCUCUCGCCGCCGGAUUCCCCUCCGCCCGCGCGUCUCGCGGACGUCUUCGCGCUCUCCGGCUGCUAUCCCCGGUUCGCUCACCACCAACAAUGUCUUCUCAGAUGGAUAACCGCAUCCAAUCGGCUGGAAAGCGCGCGCGCACAGACGGUAGCCGGCGCGAGGACGACUGGAUUUGCCCCAGCUGCAACAACGUCAACUUCGCGUUCCGCACCACCUGCAACAUGCGCAACUGCGACCAGUCAAGGCCCGCGGAUCACACGGCUAUGCAGACUCCGCCCCACUACUCGGUGCCGGGGCGUUACAUGCCGCCGGGGACGCCUCCGUCCAUGUACCUCACUGGGGCUCCUCCCCCGUAUGGCUCCUCCCUCUAUAACGGGCAUCCCAUGCCACGCUAUGGCAUUCCUCAGCUCCCUCCAGGUUCUGGAUAUCCCUAUGGCUAUGGCGGGCGAGUCCCGAUGGGGAGCCCCUAUGGGCCAAUGCAUAUGGCGGCGCCACCACCGUAUUCUAGUGGUUCUAUGAUUGGUGCAGGUGGAAUGUACAGCAUCAGCAUGCCCAUGGAUAGAUAUGGCUUGGGCUCACCUGGUGGUCCUGGUGCAAUGGGCGCAAGGGCUGGUUCCUAUUCUGACGAAGGCUUGCAGAAGAAAUCUGCUGGAGCUGGGCGUGAUAAUGAUUGGAAGUGCCCUAAUUGUAACAACAUUAACUUUGCCUUUCGGACAGUUUGUAACAUGAGAAAAUGCAACACACCAAGACCUGACACCCAGGGAUCCAAACCUGACAGUUCAAGAGCUUCAAAACCAAAGACUCCAGAGGGUAGUUGGAAGUGUGAAAAGUGCAAUAACAUAAACUAUCCUUUCCGGACAAAAUGCAACCGUCCAAGUUGUGGGGAAGAAAAGCCAUUGCAGGCAAACAGUCCUGAUGAUCUGGCUACAGACCAGGACAAUCAGGUUGAAGCUAGGCAUGUUGCUUUCUAAUGGACUCCCUAGAGCUCACCAUUAUCCUGUAAUGUUCAUAUGCUACCAUGUUCUCUGGAGCGUAGCAGAGAUGAUACAUGAUGGAACAGUGAGUUGUGCAUAAUCGCAUUGUGGAGUGUGCAUAACGUGGCAUGCUUGGUUGGAUUGGUGCUCUUUGACUGACUGGCUGCCAUUGAAAUUAGUUUUUGGCAUGUAAUACGGGAAAGCUUUUAUCAAAGCUGCAACUUUCACACGACUUUGAAGACAACUGUGUUCUAAUCGAGAAGGAUCUUCCGGGCCAUGCUGCUGGACUACCGGUACCGACGAGUUCGCAUGCCUUGCGAAUGGCAGCUCUCAAUGAGUUGCAAGAGAGUAGUUUACAAGAUGACAAGUAACCAUUUCACUUUUCUUGGAAAACGUUUGUACUGUGUGGACCAAUACUCUGUCAGGCAAUCGACGGUGUUGCUCACAGCCAUCUUGGCACAGCUUGGUUUAGAUUUGUUUGUGUGCUUCCACUUUUGUUCACAUUCUUGCAACUUUCUUUACUAUUUUACGAGAGGAUUGGUUGGCUUUGUUGAUUUUGCAAUCGAUUAUAUAUUCGUUUGAAUCUGA
This is a messenger RNA of Hordeum vulgare subsp. vulgare (domesticated barley), 1661 nucleotides long. Its product is annotated as ranBP2-type zinc finger protein At1g67325. Bases 189 to 1070 code for a protein of 293 amino acids. The record is from RefSeq and is a predicted model, not a curated record. Lineage: Eukaryota; Viridiplantae; Streptophyta; Magnoliopsida; Poales; Poaceae. Gene Ontology annotation, molecular function: RNA binding; transcription coregulator activity. Gene Ontology annotation, cellular component: nucleus. Gene Ontology annotation, biological process: regulation of DNA-templated transcription. The transcript has 10 exons.